AUGAGCGCAUUCGCAAAUAAACGCAAGGCGCGUAAAAUCACCAUUCACAAUGAAGAUGAAGAAGAGGGAGGCUCAGAAUCGCCGACACCGCCCUCUGUAGCUUCAGACUUCGACCAGGGGCCCGCUCUACAGCCAACGUUCAAGACGCGGCCCAUGAAGCAAUCGCUGUUGCGCAAAACGAUAAAAAUAUCAGAUAUCGAUGAGCCCCAACCAAACAACUCAACAGAAGAUGACGAGGAGGGCGGCGCACCAGUCGUGGUGCGGCCAGCACUUACCGGAAGAGCUGGUUCUUCAAAGAUCAAGAAACGAACUCCAGCAGCCUCGAAGCUCUCCUUUGACGCCGACAAGCAAUCUACAGACGAUGAUGGCGCCUUCAUGUUAGGCGGUGACCAGCCGGCCUCAGAGGCCAAACAAAGCAACCCGGUUGCUUUGGCGACGACGAAAUUUCCACACCGCAAGGGACUUACGAAAAAUAAUCGACUACCGAUACGAUCAGAGGAGGAAGAGGAGGAGGACCGCCCGCGGUAUAGCAAGGAAUACCUGUCAGAACUUCAAAGCGCAACACCCAAUACCCCUGCAAAUCUCGAGUCACUACAAAUCGCCGACGAAGAUGUGGAAAUGUCCUUGGAUCCGUCGGAGCUAGAAGGAGCUACUCUAGUAGAGCAAACAACGGCUCCCGCAGGACAGUCCACGGCCAUCUUGACCGAGGCCGAGAUUCAGGAAAAGAAAGAGCGGCGAGCACGCCGGGCUCAGCAGGCAGGAGCAGAAGAUUUUAUAUCCUUUUCAGACGACGAGCGGGGGGCGGGGGAUUCAUAUCUAUCCCUGCUCGCAAAACGCCAACCCGCCGUCAUAUCCCAGAAAAAGGAGAAACGGCUAGUGAAAGACGACAACCUCGACGAAGACGAUUCAUUUUUUGUGGAAGACGGCGGCCUUUCCCUCGGCGCCAAGGCCGAGCGGGAGGCGCGCAAGAAGAAGCGCGCCGACAUGGCCUCCAUGAUCGCAACCGCCGAGGGGGCCGAGGACGACGAAACGUCCGACGACAGCGAGGCGGAGCGGAGGGCGGCUUAUGAGAGCGCGCAGACCCGGGCGGGCAUGGACGGGCUCGCCGAGGAACGAGAGCAGCAGAGACGCCGGCUGGCCCGCGACGGCACCACGCAGGUGCCGCCCAAGAUCACCCCGCUGCCGGACCUCAGCGUCAAGGUGCAGGAGUACAAGACCAAGAUGGCGCAAAAACUUGCCGAAAUCCAGAGGGCCAGGGCCGAGAUUGACAAGAUCAAGCAAGAACGCGAGGAGAUUGAUCGGAGGGAGCCAGAGCUUCAGCAAUUGCUUAAUGAGGCCGGUGAGAGGUACCGCUCGCUAAUGGGUGGCAACGCACCAGCUCCUCAGACCGAUGAUGCCAACGGCACAGUUGCGGCGGCAAGAUCGUUGUUAGACCAUUCAAAGAACAUGGACACCCCCGGCCGAGGUCUGGAGAGCAUGGGCACGACGCCCCUAAGACAAACAGAUCAAAUGGAAGAUGUAUGA
Molecule: messenger RNA, 1524 nt
Organism: Pestalotiopsis fici W106-1
Lineage: Eukaryota; Fungi; Ascomycota; Sordariomycetes; Amphisphaeriales; Sporocadaceae
Exons: 1
Coding region: 1-1524 (507 amino acids)
Biological process (GO): spliceosomal complex disassembly; mRNA splicing, via spliceosome
Cellular component (GO): U2-type post-mRNA release spliceosomal complex; nucleus
Molecular function (GO): DNA binding
Source: RefSeq, a predicted model, not a curated record